GGUUGUUACGGUAGCUUGUUGCUGCUGCUGCUGCUGCUGUUCUCGCGACCACACGCGGGCAAGCUUAUAGUAGAAAACGUAAUCGGCGGAUUUACUUUAUUAUUAUUUUUUAAAAAUUUAAAUAAUGUCUUUUAUUUCUCACAGUCGGAAAGACACGAGCGGAACGUACACUUUCUCCAGCCGUCCCAGGCCCGUUGAGAACCGCUCCAAAUACAGAGAACAGCCGACCGACAAGACUGACAAGGCACACAGUACUUAUGGAAACAUCAUGUAUGAUCGUCGUGUCAUCAGGGGAAACACUUACGCCCAACGCUUUCUAUCAACUGUGCUGCAGGAAGACCUUGCUGAAAUACAAAGACAGCAAGAGAUGAGGAGGGCUGUGACUCGUAAAAAGAAGACCAAGGAUCAGCGAAGAUCUUCCACUCCGGAGGCCGUCCAAGGCAGAAAACACAACGUUGUCCAAACGGAGCUUUAUCUGGAAGAGCUGUGCUACAACAUAGAGGUUUCACACAUCGAGUGCCAGACUGAUCCUCUCCUGGACAGACCAGCAACACCGCUUUUUAUACCUGCCAAAUCUGGCAAAGAUGUUGCAACACAAAUAGAGGAGGGGGAGUUGUUUGACUUUGACCGAGAGGUGCAACCCUUGCUGGAGGUCUUGGUGGGGAAGACCAUUGAGCAGUCUCUGCUGGAAGUGAUGGAGGAGGAGGAGCUGGCCUGUCUGAGAGCCCAGCAGAGGGCUUUUCAGGAGCUUCGCAACGCCGAACUGGCUGAGGUGCAGCGGCUACAGGAGCGGGAGUGGCGCCGCAGGGAGGAAAAGGAGCGCCGUAUUGCCCAGCAGAGAGAGGCACUGAGGAUGGAAAAAGAGACUGUGGAGAAGAUUGCAGCGCUGUCCUACACCCAGCAGUACCUGUCUGACCAUGUACCAACAGUCUUUAAGUCCCUCAGGAUCCACGGCUUCUUCUAUGACCCCGUUGAGAAAGAUAUUGAGACACACUUCUUUCCAUGGCUGAUGGUUGAGGUGAACAACAAAUUAGAAAAGAGAAAUGCAGCAAGGCAGCUUUUAGACACACUCAUCCAUGAUGUGGCCCAGAAAAAACUGCCACUCUAUACACACUUGGAGUCACGGCCAAAGGAGGAGUAGAGGCUCGUAUUCUUAAAAACUAAAGACUAAACACUUGUACAUGCAUUUCUUUGUGUCACAGUUGCAAAGACUCUUUGUUCUCAUCGUUGACCUCAUGUUUGCGAUUAGGAGCAGUAAACAGACACUUUGUCUCAGGCAUGCAGUGUUUGUUCGUAUAGCCUCUUAUCAUUGCAGUUCCUUGCCUUUUACCAGAUUUUCAUGGCACUUGUAAAAUCAUGCUUGCGCACACACUAAAUGUUAUCUUGGCGUAAGUGCACUCAUAUGGGCAACAAUCUUUACUUUCACUUAGAUUCAUUAAUUUCAGUAAUUUUUUGUUUGCAUCACUCCAUAAACUUUUCAUGUUGACAUUAACCUACCCUGCUUAAUUGAGUUACAUUUUAAGUUAUUCUUGUAGUCUACCUAAAGCGGGGUACAAUACUGAUUUUCAAAAUGUGAGAAACCUGCCAUGAUGGAAAAUUUGGCAUUGGCACGCCACACCACACACAUCACCAUUUCUCCAACACGAGCGAGGCUCUCCUACCCCAAGCCAGAUGUCUGUUGUAGUACCAAGACUGAGCUGUGUGAGGCAGCACGGUGCCACAGGGGAUCCAGACUGUCGGAAAAUACAAAGAAGAAGCGUAGUCGUAGUAGUAGUAGUAGUAGUAGUAGUAGUAGAUGUAGAUGUAGAUGUAGAUGUAGACGAAGACGAAGAAAUAUGAGAAGCUAGGCUAACAUUUAGCUUAUGUGGGAUAUACAUUAUGGCUGCAAACUUAUCAUUUGUAUUGUGGUAAAUUGCUUUGGAGACAAAAAAAAACUAAGAUCCACAUAUACUGGAAGCGGUGUAGUCGAGAGAAAACAAAAGGAAGAGAAUAACUUGUUGGGAAUAAAUUAAUACCAUUUUCAAGGAAUGACUAUUAGAGUUUAGGCUGUAAAUGAAGACCAGUGUUUCUGUUUAGCCCAGCAGAGAACUUGCUGGCCCUGACGAUUUACCACUGUGUUAUUGUUAAUCCUAUUUCGAAACUUCUGAUUUACAAGUUUUAGAGAGUAAAAUUUCACUUUGUGUACAGUUUAACCCCCCCCCCCCCCCUAAAUGA
Messenger RNA from Phycodurus eques (leafy seadragon), 2214 nucleotides. It is a transcript of the gene rsph3, whose product is annotated as radial spoke head 3. NCBI's taxonomy places the organism in Eukaryota, Metazoa, Chordata, Actinopteri, Syngnathiformes, Syngnathidae. The transcript has 8 exons. Gene Ontology annotation, cellular component: cilium. The record is from RefSeq and is a predicted model, not a curated record. The coding region runs from base 125 to 1141 and encodes 338 amino acids.